Molecule: messenger RNA, 2334 nt
Organism: Linepithema humile (Argentine ant)
Lineage: Eukaryota; Metazoa; Arthropoda; Insecta; Hymenoptera; Formicidae
Gene: qsm
Product: Zona pelucida superfamily protein qsm
Source: RefSeq, a predicted model, not a curated record
UGUUCGCACGGGGAACAUCGCUCGCGUAUCUUCAUCAAGGCCCACUUCAUCAAGGUCCGACGAUCCUUGGGCUUUUCACUGACGGAAGUGCCGCACGACGUAAAAUUGUGCUUUCGCAAACGCGAAUUUCUCACCGCUCGAAAGUGAGAAAAGCGAUCGAUCCUGCACGCAGCCAAACGCGCUCGACUAAAUGAGAGUUCCUCGCGACUGAUACGUAGAUACUCGACCCGUCCCUCCUUUUUCCCAUCUACCUCCUUUUUUCUUUAUUUUCUCCUCCCUUCAUUCACCUGUCCGCGACGCCGAUCGCGAGCACACAGUCCACGGACGUUUCGUAAUUACUCGGGGAAUGGACAUGGCCGACCGUUUCUGGAGACUGGCCCUGUGCUGGAUAUGCAUCGUCGGACUUGCACGCGCCAACGUGCAAAGCAAAGUGAGAUGUACCGAACAGAUGAUGGAGGUGGAUAUAGUAAGGAGUAGCCCGCAGGCAAAGAUAUAUCUUCAACAAUUUAAACAUUUUCCAGACGAGGCUUGUAAACCGCAACUUCACGACGGCGUUGCCACGUUCAAAUUAUCGCUACUGGAGCAAGACAUGUUGCGGUGCGGCAUCACAAGAGUUCUCAAUAAAGUUACAGGCCAAAAGAUGUACUAUCAUCGGGUAAUCGUGGAGGAGCCUGCAGAUUCCAGCAAGCACACGUUCACCGUAAAAUGCGUGAUUACCGAAGUUGUCGUGAAGCCAGAAAUCGCGGCGAAUCACACGGCUGUACGGCGGAGCGUUCUUCCAGCGGGCUUUCAGGAACCUGAAGUAAUUGAUAUACGUGACGAAAUCUCGGGAGCGGCACCGGUUCCGAUCCUCGGUGUCGGAGUAAGGCAGGGUGGAACUUUGGUAACCGGUGAACUCAACGUUAGUCCCGGUACGCCGUUGCAAAUGGAAAUAUUUCUGGACAAUGAUUCAGCGCCGAUCUAUGGCCUGUUAGUGACGUACAUGCUGGUCACCGACACCAAGACUCAGGAGGAAACAAUCAUCAUUAACGGAUGCUCCGUUGAUCCUUACUUGUUUGAAAACUUCAACACUGUGGACGGCGACUUUUUGACGGCGAAAUUCCGAGCUUUCAAGUUUCCGGAAAGCACUUACGUCCAGUUCCGCGGUACCGUUAACGUUUGCUUGGAUAAAUGCCCAGGGAUCGAGUGCAGCAACGGCCAAGUCGGUUUCGGCAGAAAGAGACGAGCCAUUGAAAUGUCCGGCACCGACAAGAACAAAUUGUUCGAGGUAACCAUGUCGACGUUCAUCAAAGUCGAUGAUAUGAUCGCGGACGAUGUUACGAUCGAUCAAGUGCUCUCGGAGUUCAUCAGAAAGGGGAAAAACAGGACGACCACAAAGGAGAGGGCAGUGAUCGCAGAAGAAGUCAGGGAGCAGUCCGGCCCGACGACAAUUAGGACACACGAGAGAGCGUUUCUCACGGAGGAAAUCAAGUUUAAAUACAAGGUUACCGACAUGGUACUCAAUCGCUCCUCGUGUAAUACUCUAAGUUUGAAUCUCGUCUUGCUCCUACUCUGUUUCUACAAACUCCUAUAGAAGAUGAGAUUUGUGUUUCCUGACAAAUAAUUGCUAACUGUAUAUAAAGCGCAACCUAAACCAUGUUAAAAACGUGAAAGAAAAUACGAAGUAUCGCUUCUGAGAACGAUAGUUAACUUGCUCACUAAUAAUCGGGACUUUUCGAUCAUAAUAACAGCGGAUCACGGUGCUUACGUAUACUCAAUAGUGAUCAUCGACUGUAUAUAGUCAAAAUAUAUUUAGAAAAGCAUUGGAAAAGAAUUGAAUUGUAACGUUAACGUUACAAAGUAGCGCAAUUUCCGUCCUACGAUUUAAAACAAUGCAAAAUUGCCGUUUAUACAAAUACUUUCUAUGUGAUAUCGAGAUACAUUUACAAGAAAAUCAAAAUUGAAUGACAAAUAAAAUUGUCGAAUUUGAAAUUUGUGAAGAGCUUAAAAAAUGAAUUAACUAUCUUAGCGCUAAUAUAGUAACAUGUAAAAUUUCUCCGCUCUGCGACCGCCGAAUUUUCAAUCGUGAUGUUUCAAUCUUUAGUUUUAGUUUUCAAUUUUUACUGUUUCCAUUACACAUUGUGAGUAACUGCCGAUAGAAUAACUGCUAAAAGAAAAUUGGCCUUUGCGAGUGGAGAAAGCCGAAAACCUAGUCGUGCGACGAGGUGUAAUAAUGCAAUGCAACUUAAUUAAUUAAUUAAGUAAUUAUGAAUUGCGUAUUCGUAAUCUCAGUCUAAUUAUUACGUUAAAUAAAUGUAAAAUACUUAAAUAAACUGACUGCUGAUGUGACAGCGA